Molecule: messenger RNA, 733 nt
Organism: Drosophila guanche
Lineage: Eukaryota; Metazoa; Arthropoda; Insecta; Diptera; Drosophilidae
Product: G2/mitotic-specific cyclin-B-like
Exons: 2
Coding region: 24-497 (157 amino acids)
Source: RefSeq, a predicted model, not a curated record
CGGACGAAGGCUUCACGGACGAAAUGAUUAGUGACAUGGAGUUGAAGAUUUUGCUGGCAUUCAAGGGUGAUAUAUCGCGUCCGGUGCCGAGCCAAUUUUUGCAGCGCUUGUGUAAUGCCACGGAGGACUUUGGUAUGAAAUGCCAACAACUGGCGCAUUACUAUGUGCAACUGGCGUUGAUGGACACCGAAUUGGCCAGCGUCAAGCCAUCGCAGAUAGCCGCUGCUGCGCUCUUCAUCGCGCUCAACCUGUCCGACGGCACCCCCGACGGUGGCCUCGACGAAAGUCUCUGGACACGCCAGCUCGCCGAUUGCUCCCGUUACACGUCUCUCCAACUGAGAGCCACCGUCCUGCGCAUGGCUCAGCUGCCGCUCAAGGCCGAACAGGAGGAGCUGUUGUCCAUCCGCAAGAAAUUCAAGUAUAAUUCUGUUUCGGUCGGACCCCGUCUGGAAUCGAUCCUGAACAUUCGUGAGAAUAAUAAUCCACACACUCCAUGAUGCUGCCAAGGAUGAACAACAAAAACCACAUUCUAGUCAAAUGCACCAAAGGGAAGAACGGAACACACACACACAUUCAUGCAUACACCACAGAUAUACACUGACACCGGAACACACAGACAACAGAUAAGCACUGAUAUCGAAUUAUCGCGCUCUGAUCAUCGUUAAUUGUACAAUUUUUACACCUACCUACUAACAUUUACACAAAUAACAUGACAUCUAUCUACACAAAUGUA